Molecule: messenger RNA, 1199 nt
Organism: Andrographis paniculata
Lineage: Eukaryota; Viridiplantae; Streptophyta; Magnoliopsida; Lamiales; Acanthaceae
Product: carbonic anhydrase 2-like
Exons: 9
Coding region: 72-989 (305 amino acids)
Biological process (GO): carbon utilization
Molecular function (GO): carbonate dehydratase activity; zinc ion binding
Source: RefSeq, a predicted model, not a curated record
GCAACCUUUUCCCCCAAAAAUAGAAGGGCACUUCAGCCCUGUUACUUGAAUUAGAAACACGAUCUGUUGUAAUGGCGGGUUACGGAGUGUUUCAGUCCUCGCCGUCUUCUUCGGACCUCUCUCCGACUUCAAUUACAGCCUCCAAGAUCUUUGGCUCCCAAUUGAGAUUCCUGGAAAUUGAGCUGAGUCACUUGCGAAUUUCGGGGUCUUUAAAAAGAAGUUUGACUUUAAGAGCAAAGGCAUCAAGCGAUUCUACACAUCGAGUUCAGAAAGCCAUUGAUAGCAAGCCGAAAGUAGCAGGCUCGACUGAUGAGGCAUCCCAUCAUUUCGAGGAGUUGAGACAGAGGUUUCUCGGGUUCAAACAAGAUAUUUUUUUGAAAAACUUAGAUCACUACCAAAAGCUUUCUGAUGCCCAAGCACCUAAGUUCAUGGUGAUCGCUUGUGCAGACUCGCGAGUCUGUCCUUCGAGAAUUCUAGGAUUUCAACCCGGAGAAGCCUUUGUGGUCCGAAAUGUGGCGAAUUUGGUGCCACCUCAUGAGAGUGGACCUUUGGAGACGAAUGCUGCUCUUGAGUUUGCUGUUAACUCUCUUGAAGUCGAAAAUAUACUCGUUAUUGGUCACAGCUGCUGUGGAGGAAUUAAAGCCUUGAUGAGCAUGGAGGACGAUGACCUUACUUCAAGUAGUUUCAUCGAAAAUUGGGUGGUUGUCGGGAAACCUGCCCGGGUGAAAACAAAGGCUGCUGCUUUGAACCUCGGCUUUGAUCAGCAGUGUCGACACUGUGAGAAGGAGUCGAUCAACAGGUCGUUGGUGAACUUGUUGACGUAUCCGUGGAUCGAAGAACGCGUGAUGAGGGGGAAGCUCUCGAUCCAUGGAGGUUACUAUGACUUCAUCAAUUGCACUUUCGAGAAAUGGACACUCGACUACUAUGGGGGAAGUAGCAAGUCGGGCGAUAGUGAAUACGGUAUUAAAAAUCGGGAAUUAUGGACUUGAUUUUUAUUUCAACAGGCAGUUUUUGUGUUGCCAUUCUCUUGCUCUUGCCUUUUAAGACAUAAAAGAUUUGUUACAUUAUCACGUGUGGCCUUUUGUAAUAACUUUUUGAUCAUGUUAUGAACAUUGAACUAUGAUUAUGUUGUCUUGUUUACAAAACAUUUAUGUAACUUAUGAUUUACUCCUUCAGUCCCACCGUCCAAGUUCAAAGGA